This is a messenger RNA of Drosophila miranda, 2666 nucleotides long. RefSeq names its product ribosomal RNA processing protein 1 homolog (gene Nnp-1). Lineage: Eukaryota; Metazoa; Arthropoda; Insecta; Diptera; Drosophilidae. Gene Ontology annotation, cellular component: preribosome, large subunit precursor; preribosome, small subunit precursor; nucleus. Gene Ontology annotation, biological process: rRNA processing. The record is from RefSeq and is a predicted model, not a curated record. Bases 253 to 2199 code for a protein of 648 amino acids. The transcript has a single exon.
CCUUUGUAUAAGUAUAUUAAAUGGAAAAUAAUACAUUCCCAGGCAGGUUUACGAAUAUUAACCAUUGUGGGGCAUCAAACGUACCUUAAGCGAAUGUACCUUUUCCGCAAUUAAUACUGACAAUUACCGUGUUGUUAAACGACGCGAAGGGCCUAUCUAUUAUAGGAUUUGUUUCAACACGUGCAGGCCGCAUUCAAUACACACAGCAUACGAAUUUUUGCAAUUGAAAUUAAAAGUUUAUUGAAAGCAGAAAUGGUGACAAGGAAGAAGCCAGUCAAGCGCACUGCCGACGUGGCGGCCAUUGAUAUAGAUGGGGAGGAGCCGACACAGCCAAAGGUUCCGAAAGAGCUACUCGUCGUGGCCCAAGAGGUGAAAAUUGUCCGCGCCCUGGCUUGCAACGAUGUGACAAAAAGAAAUCGCCAAAUACGCAAACUACGCAAAUGGUUCAAGCUACGAGCCAACAGCUCGUUCUCCUUCACCGAAGAUGACUUUCUGAGGAUCUGGAAGGGGCUGUACUACAAUAUGUGGAUGUCGGACAAGCCGCUGGUGCAGGAGGAGCUGGCCGAGCAGUUGGCCCAAAUGGUGGACAGCUUCGACGGUAAUACGGCUUGCAGUUUGUCGUAUUUCAGUGCUUUCAUGAGGACCAUGUGCCAGGAGUGGUUCGGCAUUGAUCAAUGGAGAAUGGACAAAUUCCUGAUGCUUGUGCGGCGCAUGCUGAGGUACGUGCUGCGGCUGCUCAAGCAGAGCAAGUGGUCGACCGAGCUGAUCGAAGCGUUCAACAACAGCAUGCUUCAGUCUGUCCUGGCGGAACAGCCCAAAAGCCGCGGCUUGACAAUGCAUUACUUGGACGUCUUCUUCGAGGAACUGGCCAAGGCGGCCGAUGGGGAGAUUACUGCCAGCCAAGUAAAUCUCUUUCUGCGUCCAUUUGUCAACUAUAUGGGCACUCAGCGCGAUGCCAAGCUGGUGGCCCAGUGCCGGACAAGAGUUCUCUACCAUUUGCUGUACCAAAGCGAAUUGGGCCGAGAGUAUAGCGAAAAAUACAACGCCUGGAAGCAAAUGGGCUUUCCGACCGCUUCCAUCGAUGACAUCGAGAAACACGACUCGGGCUUUGACGAAGAAGAUGACGAGGGCAACACUGAGGAGGAGCCGCAGCGUGCCACUUCCCUUGAUCCACGCGCUGGCAAUGUUGACGUACACAUGCCAGAGCUGCCCCUCAAUGCCGAUUGUGUUUUGGAUGAGCUCCAGACGCUGCUGCGCACAAACGAGUUCAACAGCAAACGUCGCAAGGGUUUACGCAAACUACUCCAAAUCUUUGAGACCUAUAAAAACGGAGAAUUCCCAUUGGGUGUGCGCACCAUGCCCAAGGUAGAAGGCACAACCCUAUCCGAAUUGGUCGAGCAGAAGGUGGCCGACAUUGAGGAGAUGGAGGACGAGGUCUUUGGCACUGGCAGAAAACUCAAGAAACUUAACAAGUCCAAGCGCAAGCGCCUGCUGCAGUCCAUCAACUUUGAGGAGGUCGAUGAGCACAACUACGACGACAUAAUCGGCAAGGCUCUGCCACCAGAGCUGCAGAAAAAGGUCAAACGCAAUGCGAAGGUGCGUUCCAGUAUCAACAACGCCUGGGUGGUGGAGGAAGUCAAUGACGCCGAGGCCGCCGAGGUGGCCGAGGUGUCCAAGGUGGCCAAGGUGGCCAAGGAAGCCAACAAAUCCAAGGAAAGCAAGGAAGAGACGCAGACCAAAUCGAAGGCAAAGAAGGCGAAGAAGGUAGAAAAGUCGCAGCCCAAGGCGGAGCCAGAAGCAAAACCUGCAGCUAAGAAAGCUGCCGACCCUCCAAAGCCAACCAAUGGUUGGGAAGCACCUCUCGAGGCUGGUGAGGAGGAGUUCUUUGUUCCCUCGCGCAAACAGCAACUGAAACAGGUAAACAACACACUCCAGAAGUCCACGCCGCAGCCAGCCAAGUGUCUUCCACCCCAAGCGUCCACACCUCAGACGGGCAGUGCCAAGCGCGUCCAGAUCCAAAUCAAGCGCAAUAGCUUCUAUCCGAAGAGCGAUUACUAUCGUCAGCUGAAGCUAUCCCCCGCAUUGCCAUACGAUGCGGACCGUUUGCCCGGCAAGAGCGCCCUCAAGCCGCACGUGAUGCCCGGACCCAUCAAUCCCAACUACAAGGGAGCCAAGCGACUCUUCAACGACACCCUGUGACGUUGCGUCCGCUGGAUGGGAUUUGGACAAGGACGUUGACGUGAUUGCUCGAACGAGUCAUUCACCGACUGCCACGGACAUGCAUAUCCCCCAAGAUCGGACCCCUGGCAUAUUAUUUAGGGUUAUAACUCCUGUAGGUCUUAUACGAUUUCUAAAUAUUCUUAUUCGCUACCUACCUACCGCUUGCAUAAGGUAUUCUGUUAGAUUACACUGAAUAUUGAUUCUAUUUAGUAUAAGACCCUUUGUUAGAUUCACCACCAACCAUAUGCAUCAUAUCCUUCAUGUACUGCAGUUACUUUUAUUUUGCUUGCUCCAGAUACAGCGCUAAAUCAAGAGACAUUUUAUUUACGCUAUAGGUAUGCGUAAAUGCUUAAAUUGAUUGUAAACCACUUUAAGUUCUUAGGUUGCUAUCUUUUGAGCCAUUACUGAAAUAAAAGCUAACAUGUAUGUGUAAUAUGAAACACGAA